This is a messenger RNA of Cucumis sativus (cucumber), 1886 nucleotides long. Its product is annotated as U-box domain-containing protein 62. The transcript has 8 exons. Gene Ontology annotation, biological process: protein ubiquitination. Gene Ontology annotation, molecular function: ubiquitin-protein transferase activity. Bases 233 to 1510 code for a protein of 425 amino acids. The record is from RefSeq and is a predicted model, not a curated record. NCBI's taxonomy places the organism in Eukaryota, Viridiplantae, Streptophyta, Magnoliopsida, Cucurbitales, Cucurbitaceae.
AAAGAACACACGUACAUCUGAGCAAACAGACCCAGAAAGAGAAACUGCCCUCUUUUCACAUCCUCAUUCCUCACUCUCAAAAUUCUCCAUUUCCCAAUUGUCCUUCAUCUUCUUCUCUUCCAUUUUCCCCAAUUCCCCCACCUUCCUUAAUCCUUCUCUCUCAAAACCCACCAUGCCUCAUUCUCCAUAACACUCUAUUUCCAAUUCCAAUUCCAACCCCCAGAACCCACAAAUGUCCUCCGAAGACAUCAAUGGCCUCAACUCCCACCUCGUCUUCCAAGACGAAUCCCUCCCUUUCAAUUGCUCCUCCACCCCCCAUCGUCGCCUCCCCGACCCACCUCCCAAAACCCGCGAACUCUGCGGUUUCAUGGACGACAAGCUCUUCCCUGCCGUCGACCGUGACCGAUUCUUUUCCCAACAGGGUGAGGAUUUCCGCCGGAAUGUGUUCGGUCACAACCGGAAUUGGAAUGGGACUGCGAGAACUGGAAGUGAGGAAGGAUCGGAUGAGGAGGAGGAGGAGGAGGACGACGACGACGAUGAAGAUGAAGUCGAUGAUGGCGAUGAUGGUGUUAAAGGGCUUGUUUCUUUGGAUGAUGUUAAUAAGUGUAGUAAAACUGCUAACCCCAUUUGCAGUAACAAUGAUAGAAGUGAUCAGAGUAGUGGGGGGUUGAAGAAUGGGACAGACAAAUUGGGAAAUGGGAAGCGUAAGCAGCAUUCUUCUUUUGUCAAAGAUGCUUUGGCUGGGUCUUCCGGAGUAACUCAGAGUGAAAACAAUCCGCAGGGAAGGCUAGGGAAUUAUCCAAAUGCGGUUACAGCUGCAGAGCCUGAUAGUGAAGCUUAUUAUUCUCAGUAUUUGCAAAGCAAUGAAGGCUCUGCUUCUGAGCAGAAGGAUUUGAGUAUCGAAAAUGGAUGUGGUUUUGGGAGAAGGGAUGUUUCGUUUUCAGGAGAGCCUAGAGAGUCUUUGAGAGCAAUUCUCACUGACCCUGUGACGGGUGCUCUCAUGGACGAUGCAAUGAUAUUGCCGUGUGGGCAUUCCUUUGGGAGUGGUGGAAUACAACAUGUUCUUAGAUUAAAAUCUUGUUACUCGUGCUCUCAGUCAGUUUCUGAAGACUCUAUUGCCCAAAACUUAUCUCUUCAAGCUGCAGUCCAAGCAUUCCGCCGCGAAGAAGAAUUAUUAUUUUACCACUCACCGAAACGGAGAAGGGAGAGGUUUGAGCAGGAAAAGGGUGGUUAUGGUGAUUUGACGCUCAUGGAUACUCAAAGAGGUCGAGGUGUUCAGUUUCCCUUUGCGGUGACAGAUAGGGUAAUUAUUAAGGGGAACAAGAGGACGCCGCAACGUUUUGUGGGACGUGAGGCUGUUGUUACAACACAGUGCUUGAAUGGAUGGUAUGUGGUGAAAACGCUAGACAAUGCAGAGAGUGUAAAGUUGCAGUACCGCUCACUUGCAAAGGUUCAAAAUGAUGCAACAUCAAAGAUGAUAACAAGGAAGAUGAUGCCAAAUUGGCUCUAGCCUUGCAAUGUAGAUUAUAGGAACUUGGAACUAGAGAUGCAAUAGGAGCCUAGUUUUUCGAGGCUCAUUAUGUUGUAUGUAACACAAAGAAAGGGAGUUGAUUCGUAGGUGUUGUAAAUAUACUUAAAGCAUACCCUUUCAAUAGUUGAGUUUGAGGAGAGAUAGAAUUGAGUUAUGAGAUAGGAAAAUAAAUAGUUUAGUUUUUCUAUAUCAGGUGAUUAGCAUUGUAUUUAAGUUUCACUUCCUCCAUUCAUUGUAUUUAAGUAAAGAGGUUCACCUAAAUUUUGAGACUUAUUGUAAUGGAAUUUUGAUAGUGUGUGGUUUGGAGGAUUAGAUCAUUUUUCAACUUUCACUUCCUCCAUUCAUUUGCCUCUCA